GUGUCAAGAGAACAAGCCUGGCGCGGCUUCCUGUCAGUUUGUCCUUGCUAAAGCAGAAAUGGGCUACUGGGACGUACCCGACGGCACGGACUGUGUGCAGAAAACAUGGUUCACCACCAAACUGGCCACUGCUCUAGGUCUGGUGGGCUCAGCCUACCACUUGGUGGCUUACCAGCCUGAGACUGCCCUGGAGGCUGUCCAGAGGGUCGGGAGCAAUACUGUCACAAUGGCUGCCAUGGGAGCCAUUUUUGGCCUGACUACAUGUCUUGCUGCUCAGGCCAGAGACGCCCCAGAUGAGCCAGUCAAUUACUUCAUUGGGGGCUGUGCCUCUGGCAUUUUUCUUGGAGCUAGAACUCACAGUCCUAUCACCGGAACAUCGGCCUGUCUGUUGCUGGGGACACUGGGAUUCUUCAGUAAAGUUGCCAAGCAGGAAGGAUGGAUUAUUUUGGGACCCCCAAAGUUGUGAGGAGAAGUUUGAAAGAGUAACAAACCUUUGUAAAUUAAGAAUUCAUGUAAUAAAGUCUGUUAACGUAA
Synchiropus splendidus (mandarinfish) is the source of this 534-nucleotide messenger RNA. RefSeq names its product NADH:ubiquinone oxidoreductase subunit A11 (gene ndufa11). The transcript is spliced from 4 exons. NCBI's taxonomy places the organism in Eukaryota, Metazoa, Chordata, Actinopteri, Syngnathiformes, Callionymidae. The record is from RefSeq and is a predicted model, not a curated record. Bases 59 to 466 code for a protein of 135 amino acids. Gene Ontology annotation, biological process: mitochondrial respiratory chain complex I assembly.